AUGAUAGUCGAUGCAUGCAAGCUCCCAGGUCCAAAUCUAGAUGAAAUUUUAAAAAUUGCCAAGCAAAAAGGAUAUACGAAGUAUGGCGAAAUGUUUUCUGCUGAUUGGUUGGCAGAUAUUGUGAUUUCAUUGUGUCCAACUCUGGAUGUAGAAGUUCAAAACCUACCAUCAGCAACUCAGAUGGAACAUUUGAUCCAAGAAAGUGCAUACUUGCUAAUACCUUAUGACUGUGAUAAAAAUCAUGAGCCAAGUUUUUUUGCGGGACAUUCUGCUCAUUGGUGCGUUGUGGUGGGAUUUUUUUGUCCCGUAAGUGGAAUGGUAACGACGACGUGGAAUACAAUGACUGAUCAUAUAUGCUCCAAAGAUACACUUGUGUUUUGUGUUCAUGGCAAAAGUAGACACUUAGCUGUGUGGAAUUAUUCACAACUUAUUGCUAGCAAUUUAAAUAUACGUGAAGCAACAAAUAGAGUGGAUGAUUUCGUGAUACCGUCGACUGACCUUUCUACACUUCGAAACCGUUGUCUAGUAAUUCGUCAUCGCCUAAAAGCUUUGUGA
Thelazia callipaeda (thelaziosis nematode) is the source of this 555-nucleotide messenger RNA. The record is from the annotation of a GenBank genome assembly. NCBI's taxonomy places the organism in Eukaryota, Metazoa, Nematoda, Chromadorea, Rhabditida, Thelaziidae.